Molecule: messenger RNA, 1872 nt
Organism: Nicotiana tabacum (common tobacco)
Lineage: Eukaryota; Viridiplantae; Streptophyta; Magnoliopsida; Solanales; Solanaceae
Source: RefSeq, a predicted model, not a curated record
CCAUUUUUCUUCUCUUCACUUCUUUCAUUUGUAGUCUUCUUUGGCUUUGCCUCUUUGCCUUAGCUUAUUCCCACAGCUCUCAACCUUUAAUGGCAUAAAUUCAUCUCCUCAAAACUCCAUUCGCAUAUUAAACUCUUCAUUGUGAUCUGUUCUUUUCUAUAUUUUCUUUCUGACCAGUUUUUUCUACUGGCAAAUAAUAUUUAGCUUCUCUACUUCCAUCACUUUUCAACCUUUAACACUUCACAAUAUUAACCCAUCUGAAUAUUGUUGUUCCUUUGUUUUUUUAAUUGGUUUUAUGAGAUUUUCAAAAAUGGUUUUUGGUUAAAGAUGCAAAUAGUGGCUGAUUCUUGAAAAAUCCGCUUCUUUAGGAUUUUUUUUUUGGAGUGCUACAUGCUAUUUUAAGGCCUCUGAGCUUUAGAUUUGUAGAAGAAGUCUUCAGGUGCAGAAUUUCCAGCUUUGAACAAUGGGCAGAGGAAGAGGAAAGGCAAAGAAGCAAUCUGUUCGUGACGAUAUUGGAAGUGGUGAAGAAGAGAAGAUACCAGUGCGGAGAAGGGGAAGACCACUGAAACCACUAAAGGAUGACGGUGAGGGGAAAUUAGAAGAAAAUGAGGGGAAAUUAGAAGAAGAUGAAGAUGACGGUGAGAAUACCAAAGGUUCUGUCUUAAAUAAAGAUGUCAAGAACCAAACUGCAGUGAGUAUUGGAAAAAAGAGGAAGAGAACUUCACAAGUCAAGGAAGCAGAUCCAGUGAAAGUGGAAAAUGGUGUUGUGACUAAAACUAACUCCAAUGACUUAAUAAAGUCGGUUGGAUUUAGACAAAAUGGGAGUAGAAGGAAAAACAAGCCUAGGCGAGCUGCUGAAGUUGGUGUAGAGUGCAGAUGAACGGUUCUUUUUGCUAUUGAGGACUAAUUCUAUGCUGAUUUACAUGUGCUUUUCUAUUUUGCCUCUUGUUAUCUUUUCUAGGUUUUUGAAAUUUAGCUAAAAUUUUCUGAAGAACUGAAUUUUUGUGUGGAUUUUUGCGGCAAAUUCUAAUAUUCUUCAAUGUGCUGCUGCUGCUAGCAAGUUCCAUAUGUCAUGGAAAACUAAACGAUAUUUUGCCCAUGCACUCUAAUCUUUGUCACCUUUGAUUUUAUAUAUUUGAUAUGCUUCUUUGAUUUCAAAUCUCUUUCUUUGGAUGUAUUAAUUGAAGUGCUAGUACUUUAGACACAUGACUAGUUACUGCAAAUGCCAAAAAGAAACAGCUCCCAGGGACUGACUGAGGUGGCGAAUGAAGCUAGCUGAAGACCCAUUGUUGCUGUGCUGAAUGGAGGGAAUAUGUUCGUUGGAUUUUAGAGUCAGUAUGAUACUCUCCUUUGCUUUGUUUUGACUGAUCGAUUUAUUCCCAUGAUGCUUUUUAUUAUUCGUUUAAAACUGGAAACAUUUUUCCAUUUACAGCUAACAAAAUCCAUGCACUUGUCUGGUUUUUGCCUACUGAACAUGAUGGUGUAACAGCUAGUGAAAAAGUUAUGUGAUAUGUAGAUAUGGCUUCUACUUCCAAAACAUGAUGAUUAAGGAUGUAGGCUUGGCUUAUACCUCAUGUGAUAGUGCUGGAACUUGUGGAUUUUAAGGUUCUUCUCAGUAUAUGUACACUCAGAAUCGCUAUUCUUGGGACAACUGAUUCCUUGUUCAUCUUACUCUCUUGAAAUAUAGCUCCUUUGAUGUGAUGCAAAUUUAUAUCUUACUAUUUAGCACUUGUCCUUGUUUCUCAACUCUUCAUCGGAGAUGACUAAGAUGUUAAUUCUGUCAUUGUGGCGUUGGAAUAUAGCGGGAAUGCUUCAUGCUGUAAAUUUGAAGAUAGGGGGCAGCUUACAUGCAUGUUGAAGAAGAUUUAAAUA